This is a messenger RNA of Colossoma macropomum (tambaqui), 2002 nucleotides long. RefSeq names its product eukaryotic translation initiation factor 3, subunit Jb (gene eif3jb). The transcript is spliced from 8 exons. NCBI's taxonomy places the organism in Eukaryota, Metazoa, Chordata, Actinopteri, Characiformes, Serrasalmidae. The record is from RefSeq and is a predicted model, not a curated record. Bases 115 to 882 code for a protein of 255 amino acids. Gene Ontology annotation, cellular component: cytoplasm; eukaryotic translation initiation factor 3 complex. Gene Ontology annotation, molecular function: translation initiation factor activity.
CGAGUCCUCCCGGAUCCCGUCCACUUCAGUUCACUGAGAGCGCCUCGCAGUUCGGCGCACAUGCUUUAAUCAGCUAACUUAGCGAAGAGUCUGACAAACCCGCACACGCACAAGAUGGCGGACUCCGACUCAUGGGACGCGGAUAACUUCGAGCCGAUUGAGCCGAUCAAGAAGACGGCAGGGCUCCAGGACAGAUGGGAAGGCGAGGACGAGGAAGACGACGUGAAGGACAAUUGGGAUGAUGAGGAGGAGGAGGAGGAGGAAGAGGAGAAGGUGGAAGAGAAAGGAACAGAGGUGAAAGCUCCAGAGAAGAAAAAGCCGGGUGCUAAACUCAAAGAGAAAGAAAAUGAGAAACAGAGGAAACAAGAGGAGCUCAAGAAGAGGUUAGAGGAGUCCCAGGCUGACGUGCAGCUCAGCCCUGAGGAGCAGGCAGCAGAGAAACUGCGUUUGCAGAAGCUGCAGGAGGAGUCAGACAUGGCGCUAGCACGUGAAGCUUUUGGUGUUGACACAACUGUUACUACAAAUAGUGCCUCUGGAAUUGAAGCCAUGUGUCCCUCAACUAAGGAUGACUUUGUAGUUUUUGCAAAGUUGCUGAAAGACAAGAUAUCACAGUUUGAAAAGUCAGUGCAUUAUUCCAGCUUUUUGGAGUCACUGUUUCGGGAGCUUUGUAUUUCAUUGGAAGUAGAUGACCUAAAGAAAAUCAGCAAUUCCUUGUCAGUCCUUCUGAGUGAAAAACAAAAGCAGGAAAAGGAAAAAGCCAAAAGCACUAAGAAGAAAAAGAAGACUCUUGGCGGAGGCGGAUUGAAAGCGACACUGAGAGAUGACUUUAAUGAUUAUGGAGACUUUGAUGGCGGCUACAAUGAUUAUGAGGACUUCAUGUGACGAAGGCUAAACCCAACCCCCUGCCCUGUCCCAACUUUCCUGUUUGCCUCUGUACCCAAAUCACCCCUCAGACAUGCAGCAGCACCCCCCUCAUAUUUAUCAGUGCCAUCUUGAACUAAACUGAACACUGUGUCAGCCCUUUACUUUUGCUUCAGUGGUCAAAACAACUCUUAGUGAAGCUGCUAUCACCAACAUUGCCCUUUGGUGACGAAAGGAAAAUAUAUCAAAUUGCCUUGUAUUUACAACUCUGCCUCCAACAAAGACUUUAGGACAUGAGACAUCUUUUGCACAAGUGUCUUCUCUGAUUGGCCUAAACGAGAAUUGCAAUGCCUUAUAGAACACCUCAUAGAAACGUGUUUAUUUUGGUUGAACUGAAAUGGCUGGUGGUGUUAACUUCUGAGCAAUUUUAUUUACAUAGAAAGAAUUGAUAUUCUAUGCAAAAUAGUUCUAAAGAAUGUCUAGACAGAAGUUUGGAUAUUUUGCUCUUCUUGUGGAUGUAUCUGCAGAACAGUAUAUGGUAUCUACAUCUUUGAUGGCCAGUCAUCAGCAACAUCAGAUGCACAUAAUUCAAUUUUUAUUCUAUAAAAAUCAGUCUAUAAAAGUCAGAGCUUUUACAGUAGGACACUACACGAGGAGCAGUGAUGGCACACUGACUAAAAAGGGAUGGAAAAGCAAAAACAAAGUACAAAUACAUUAAAACAUUUAGCAUCGUCUUGGAAAUGCUAUUAAAAGAUCAGUAAUCAAUUUUUGAAAUAACCUUCAUGUGUGGAAGGUUUUACAGUAUGCCAUUGGGUUUAUUUGGGGGGGCUCAUUUAAAAGUUUACUUUGCUCUCAUGCAGGUAGAUUUAAAUUACUACUAAUGCAGGAAUGUGGGGCUCAGUCUUUUGUUAUAGCUUCUGCAAGCUUGUAUCAAGUAAGAGAAGGAGCAAGCUCUCGGGCUGAACAGACUAAAUGUCUGCUCACCUUCAACAAUAUUUGACAUCUGAGGUUUUGUUUCUAACCAUUUGAAAAGAUUUGCUUUACAAGAUACAAAAAAAACUGGUGAAUGAUAGAUCGGUGGCAAGACUCCAGCAGUGUUUUUUAAGGAUCUAAUUUAAUAAAAAUCAUUGGUCAAAAGGAA